Oryza sativa Japonica Group (Japanese rice) is the source of this 2548-nucleotide messenger RNA. The record is from RefSeq and is a predicted model, not a curated record. NCBI's taxonomy places the organism in Eukaryota, Viridiplantae, Streptophyta, Magnoliopsida, Poales, Poaceae.
GUCGCCCGGCCGGCUGUCGCGGCCUUGUCCAGCUGUGAGAGACGCACACCGCGCACCCACCGGCGCCCCCAAUGGACCCCGCGGAUCCGGUCGCUGUCAGCCUCCUCCGCAAUCCAAAUGUCCAAUUGACGCACCACCUCGAUCCGUACCGUCGAUUGCACCAGUAAUCCGCAAUUCCGCAUCAUGCCGUACAAGGGGAGCUGUACGUCGGAAGCGAGAGGCCAUCGGCGGGCAUUAAACAAUGGGCAUUUGUUUGGGUUGGAGGGGGUUUUGAGAGAGGGAAUGGGUUAGGUGAGUGCUGUUCCUGCCCCCAAGCCGACGACUUUCGUCCUCGAUGCUUGCGUCGCAUCUCGAAUACACCGAGUGUACGUUGGGAGAAGUACAGAUAUGCAGAGGGAUCGCGGAGUUGACCCGUAUUGCAUGCAGGCAGCUGCUGCUUUUCUUGCGGCAACCGGAGCUGGUGCUGGCCUCGCCAGGUUCAGGUUAAUGGUCAACCACCACCACCACUAGUUGCGCUACUGAGACAGAGCAAUGGAGGAGGGGGCGAAGAUCGGGAGGGAGCACGAGCAGCAGCAGCAGCAGCACGGGAGGGUGAACGGUAGCGGGAGGGUCGCGGCCGUCGGUGGCGGCAGCGGCGGUGGCGGGGACGAGAUUGAGAUUGAGGUCGCCGCAGCCGCAGGGGCUUCGCCGUCGCGGCAACACGGCGGUCUGCACGGCGAUGUCCAGGCACCCACUUGGAAGAGAUUUCUUGCACAUGUUGGUCCUGGAUUUGUUAUCUCCAUCGCAUACCUUGAUCCUAGUAACUUGCAGACUGAUUUGGUAGCUGGAUCCAGCCACAGAUAUUCGUUGCUAUGGGUACUCCUAUUUGGGUUCAUAUUUGUGUUGACUGUACAAUCAUUGGCAGCAAAUUUGGGUAUCAUUACAGGAAGGCACCUCGCUGAGUUGUGCAUGGGUGAAUAUCCAAAGUAUGUCAAGUACUGCCUAUGGUUACUAGCAGAGCUUGGUGUUAUUGCUGCCACUAUACCAGGAGUUUUAGGAACUGCUUUAGCCUACAACAUGCUACUCCACAUCCCUUUCUGGGCCGGUGUCCUAGCAUGUGGGGCAUGCACUUUCCUAAUUCUCGGGUUACAAGGAUAUGGGGCUCGGAAAAUGGAGUUCACUAUAUCAGUUCUUAUGUUGGUGAUGGCUACUUGCUUUUUUAUGGAACUUGGCAAAGUUAAUCCUCCUGCUGGUGGGGUAAUUGAGGGGCUUUUUAUCCCAAGGCCCAAAGGGGAUUAUUCUACUUCAGAUGCGGUUGCUAUGUUUGGUUCUCUUGUUGUUCCGCAUAAUCUCUUCCUACAUUCUUCUUUGGUGCUAACGAGAAAAAUGCCAUAUACUUCCAAAGGACGCAAGGAUGCUUCUACAUUCUUCUUGCUUGAGAAUGCAUUAGCUCUGUUCAUUGCACUACUUGUAAAUGUCGCUAUUGUAUCAAUAUCUGGUACUAUAUGUGCCAACAAUCUCUCAUUUGCCGACACAAGCACGUGCAGCAGUCUAACAUUGAAUUCAACUUAUGUACUACUCAAGAAUAUUUUGGGAAAAUCAAGUUCAACUGUGUAUGGUGUGGCCUUAUUAGUUUCUGGACAGAGCUGCAUGGUGGCUACGAGUUAUGCUGGCCAAUACAUCAUGCAGGGCUUCUCCGGAAUGAGAAAGUGCAUCAUAUAUCUUGUUGCUCCUUGUUUCACCUUAUUACCUAGUUUGAUAAUUUGCAGCAUUGGUGGUACUUUACGAGUGCAUCGAAUUAUCAACAUAGCUGCGAUUGUACUAUCAUUUGUGCUGCCGUUUGCUCUAAUUCCACUCAUUAAAUUCAGUAGCAGCUGCACAAAUAUAGGACCAUACAAGAAUGCAACAUCUAUUAUCCGAAUCGCGUGGAUACUGUCAUUGGUGAUUAUUGGAAUCAAUAUUUAUUUCUUCUGUACUAGCUUUGUCGCUUGGCUUGUUCAUAGCGACCUUCCAAGGGUUGUUAAUGCAAUAAUUAGCAGCCUUGUUUUCCCUUUCAUGGCAGCCUAUAUUGCUGCUCUGAUCUACUUGGCUUUCAGAAAAGUUAACCUUUCAGAUCCAUUCCCCACCAAUUCAGUUUCUGGUGAGAUUGAAGUUCAACACAUACAAAUACAAGAGAAGCAGGAAGAUUUAGGUGUACAUUUAUGAAUAGAAAAGGUAACACCGUCCAUGUGAUUCUUCUCUGGACAUGCAUCAAGUAUUUAGCAUAUACUGAAAUUGGGACUUCAAUUCAUUUGAAGAUGUAUAUAGCUCAAAGCCUCGAAAUCAUUUAGAAACAUUCUAGCUAGCAACCGUAUGUUCAGUACAAUUAGGCAUAUAGCAAAACUUUUCUAGUCAUAGGUGUUGUCCUUUCGUUAAUUGCUCAUCAAAUAAAAUUCUCUUCCACGCCAUAGAUUCAAAUGUGUGACGAACUUUACUAUAGGUAUAUGGCAAAAUGCAUGGAACAAUGGUCAGAUGCCCUGUUUUGCAAAUAUGUUUUUUAACAUAAUGGAAUUCAUUCUGGCCUUUACUU